This is a messenger RNA of Phragmites australis (common reed), 1125 nucleotides long. RefSeq names its product photosystem II 22 kDa protein 1, chloroplastic-like. Bases 169 to 957 code for a protein of 262 amino acids. NCBI's taxonomy places the organism in Eukaryota, Viridiplantae, Streptophyta, Magnoliopsida, Poales, Poaceae. The record is from RefSeq and is a predicted model, not a curated record. The transcript has 4 exons.
UCGCGCGCAUGUGACCCCAUCUCAUAAGAGCUGGCCACGCAGCCUCGGAGCCAGUAGCCACAACCACGCAGCCGCCGCCGCGCACGUACGAGCACACACAACUCGACCCUCGGCGUCGGCGUGCGAGUGAGCUGUGUGUGUGUGUGUGGUACGUGACGCGCAGUUUCCAUGGCACAGUCCAUGCUCAUGUCGACGAGCGUGAGCGGCGGCCGCGCGCUGCAGUCGCUGCAGGCCUUUCGGCCGGCGCCGUACCCGCGGCUCGCGUUGCCGUCGGGCUACAGGCACGCCAAGUCCGUCUCCGUCAAGACCCUGGCCAUAUUCGGCAGGUCCAAGGCCAAGGCCGCGCCGGCGAAGAAGGCUCCUGCACCCAAGCCGAAGGUUGAGGACGGUAUCUUCGGCACGUCGGGCGGGAUCGGUUUCACCAAGGAGAACGAGCUGUUUGUCGGGCGUGUUGCCAUGCUUGGCUUCGCCGCAUCGCUACUUGGAGAGGCCAUCACAGGAAAGGGCAUCCUGGCCCAACUGAACCUGGAGACGGGCAUCCCCAUCUACGAGGCGGAGCCCCUCCUCCUCUUCUUCAUCCUCUUCACCCUCCUCGGCGCCAUCGGCGCUCUCGGAGACCGUGGCAGCUUCGUCGACGAGGCCACAGGCCUCGACAAGGCCGUCAUCCCGCCCGGCAAGGGCUUCCGCGGUGCCCUCGGCCUCAGCGAGGGAGGGCCGCUGUUUGGGUUCACCAAGUCGAACGAGCUGUUCGUGGGGCGGCUGGCGCAGCUGGGGGUUGCCUUCUCCAUCAUCGGUGAGAUCAUCACGGGAAAAGGCGCGCUGGCGCAGCUCAACAUCGAGACCGGCGUGCCCAUCAACGAGAUCGAGCCGCUCGUCCUCUUCAACGUCCUCUUCUUCUUCGUCGCCGCCAUCAACCCCGGCACUGGCAAGUUCGUCAACGGCGAAGACGAAGAGUAGGCUGGAGGCUGCGGUUGAUGAUUUGCAAUUGAUUGGGGGCGUCGCUGUGCGUGUGCGUGUUUGUUGUGUAUUACGUGAGAGACCUUGAAGUUGGGUAGGAUGUUGUCUUGUAAAAACAAGAGCUUAGCUAAUAUGCAAUGGUUGCAUGUGUGUUCUAGCUUCAGAUCA